AUGAAUAAAAAGUUAUUUAUUCUUUUAAUUGCUGCCCUCUUCUUGGCAAAUAUUUAUGGAUAAAAUGAAAGCGAAUUAGACAAUUUUAAAGACCAACUUGAUAAAUAUAAAGAAGCUGUUGAAGUAGCUAAAGGUACUGCUGAAGAAAGUAAGAAAGCUUAUAAUCACGCUGUGAAGACUCUUGAAGAAGCUAAAAAGGCUGCAAAACUAGCUUAGAAACAAUACGAAGAAGCUGAUAAAGCUACCCUUAUAUCUUUUAAAGAAAAAUUUUAUGCUGAAAAAUAUAAAAAUUUAAGCUUAGAAGCUGCUAAUGCUAAACCUGAAGAUAUUAAUUUGAAAAAUGAAGCUAAUGAUUAUGCAUUAUAAUAUGAUAAAGCUACUAAACUCCACGAAUAAAAUAAAUAAGCUUAUGAUAAAGCUGAGAAAGAAUUGAAACAAGCUUAAAAACAAUUGAAAGAAGCUUAAGAUAAUAUGGAAAUGACUCAUAUAAUUGCUAAAUUAAAUUUUAUUGAAUCUAAUUAAACUUUUUUAAUUUAGAAUUAUGAUGAGUAAAUUUAUAAUUAAAUUCUGGAGAUUUCUGAAUAUCUGAAAGCUUUAUAAGAAAAAGCUAGCUAAGCUGAAGAAAAAGCUAAGAACAAGAACUGA
Tetrahymena thermophila SB210 is the source of this 645-nucleotide messenger RNA. RefSeq lists its product as hypothetical. The transcript has a single exon. The record is from RefSeq and is a predicted model, not a curated record. NCBI's taxonomy places the organism in Eukaryota, Ciliophora, Oligohymenophorea, Hymenostomatida, Tetrahymenidae.